This is a messenger RNA of Lactuca virosa, 1479 nucleotides long. The record is from the annotation of a GenBank genome assembly. NCBI's taxonomy places the organism in Eukaryota, Viridiplantae, Streptophyta, Magnoliopsida, Asterales, Asteraceae.
AUGUGUGCAACAAAUAUCACUUUAAUAGCUGAUUUGGAUGUAAUAAGGGAUGAUUUGAGUCUGAAGGGGAGCAAAAUACAAGCAGCUGUCCCUAAAAAAUUGCUCUAUCGAUUCAAAAAUGUUUUGAAAGAUGGGAAGUCAUAUUACAUAACAUGUCCAAGCUUUGCAGCUCUGAAGCAUGAUACUUUUAGGCUAACUCCCCAAGAUCAGAAACUCGCAUUUGUGCAGGAAACCGUUGUUAAAGAAUGUACCGAAUUUAGCGGGCCUAGAUUUGGUUUUUCUUUUGUUGAUUUUCAAUCUGUACUGUCAAUGGUUCAUCCUCAAAAUUUGUCACUCAUGGUUUGGAACUGUGUUUGGUUUUGUGGGGUGAUUAUGCGUACCAAGAUGCAAGAGUAUAUACAAGACAAUCCAAACAAUCUUCAAAUCAUUUUUAUACUUCAGUUUGCACAAAUUAAUGUUUGGAGAGAUCGUCCCAAUGUCAACACCUACUAUACAUCCUCAAGAUUGUUCAUUAACUCUGACAUAGAUGAGAUUACUGUUUUCAAGAGAAGGUUAGAUGGGGAUGAUCGUCCUGAUUCCUCUUCACAUACUUUUUCACUUAUUCCUUCUAACCAAGUUUCUGAAUAUGAUGAUUUCGUGGUUAAAAAUAAGCUGAAGACUAUUUCUGAAGUUUGGGAACCCGUGGAGAUAUGUACAUUCAUUAUUGUGGGUACUAUAAAAGGAAUAUUACAAAAUGAAAAAUGGUUUUAUCAAGCGUGUACCAACUGCAGUAGCAAAGCAGUCCCUAUCAAUGAUGAAGUAGAUGGAACAACUAAAUCUUAUGAAUGUCAUAACGAACAUUGCACAAAAACUAAAACAUCUGUAGUUUCAAGAUUUAAGAUCCCGAUCCGUGUGCAAGAUAACACUAGCACAAUCACCUUAACUGUCUUUGAAAGAGAAGGAAGGUAUUUGUUGAAGAAAUCAGCCAAAGAGUUUUUUAACGCAGCAUCCAAGAAUGGAGACAAUGUUGAUUUAUAUGCAGUGGAGAUGAAUGCAUUGAAAGGGUUGAAAUUUGCUUUUAAAAUUUCUUCUACCAGAUUCAAUGUGUCCAAAAAAACCAACCAAUAUGGUAUUUCUAGAGUUACUGAUGAUGAGAGUUUAAUUGAACAACUGGAAGAUAGAUUUACCUGUUCCCAGGCAGAUAAUUCACAGUCAUUAGAUUUUAAUUCAGCUGAUUCUGAAUCUCAAGACAACAAGACUUUAAAGGAUGCAAUUUCUGCUAUGGAUGAUAACAUAACUCCUUCAACUUUGGACAAAAACUCGGCAACAAGUCCAAUGAAGAUUUCAACCACAACACCAGUUUUAAAGCGAGAUCUUCAACAAGUUUUUGAUAUGGAGUCUAAUGAAAAAUUAUCAUCGUCAAAAACUCCAAAGAUAUCUCCAGAUGGUCCAGGAAAAGAAUUGUUAAAGGUAAAGUUGGAAAAAAAAUGGGUGACUUAA